AUGAGUUCUGAAAUAAGUACGAUAGGCAGAGAAUCAAAAAGGCCUCGUCUUGAUAACCAAUCAUCCAAUUCGAGUUCAAGCUCCUUAUAUUUAGAUACGAUAAAUCGUCAUAUGUUGGACUUUGAUUUCGAAAAAGUAUGCACAGUUUCUUUAUCAAAUCUAAAUGUAUACGCUUGUUUAGUGUGCGGUAAAUAUUUUCAAGGGCGCGGACGUAAUUCACAUGCUUAUUUUCAUAGUCUGCAUGAGGACCAUCAUGUCUUUAUCAAUUUACAUACACUACAAGUUUAUGUUUUGCCUGAUGGAUAUGAAGUUAAAGAUUCUUCCUUGAAUGAUAUAAAGUAUGUGCUUCAUCCAACAUUCACCGAAGAACAAGUUGCUCUGCUGGAUCAGAAUACAAAACACUCGUAUGAUUUAAACAAUAAGAAAUAUCUACCAGGAUUCGUGGGUCUCAAUAAUGUGAAGGCCAAUGAUUAUGUUAAUGUGAUAAUACAAGCAUUGGCGCAUAUUCCGCUGCUUAGAGAUUAUUUCAUCUUACAAAAUUUUGAAAAUAGUUCUCAGUUGGUACAACGAUUUAGCAUUCUUGUUCGUAAAAUUUGGAAUCCACAAGCAUUUAAAGGUCAAGUCAGUCCUCACGAACUACUUCAGGAAAUUUCCAAUGCCAGUAAUAAAAGAUUUAAACUUGCUGAACAAAGUGAUCCAAUUGACUUUCUUUGUUGGUUUUUGAAUUCACUGCAUAAAGAUUUGGGUGGAACAAAGAAACAAAAUAGUAGCAUAAUUCACAAAAUAUUCCAGGGUGAGGUCAAAGUGGAAUCACAACCAGUUAUUGUGAAAACGGAUAUCGAUGAGAAAGAUCGAUCGUUUGACGUUGACAGAGAAAUUGUAGCAAAAAGAUCGCCAUUCCUUUUAUUAAAUUUGGAUUUACCACCACCACCAUUAUUUCAAGAUGAAGUUGAAAAAAACAUUAUUCCACAAAUUGCGUUGACAACGAUAUUAUCGAAAUAUGAUGGUCGUACGCCUCAGGAAUCAGCUGGUAUUUUAAGAAGGUCACAAUUGGUACGACUACCUAAUUACAUCAUAUUUCAUAUAAAGCGCUUCACCAAAAAUAAUUGGGCUGCUGAGAAAAAUCCAACAAUUGUCAAUUUCCCUAUUAAAAAUCUCGAUAUGGGAGAAUACUUAGAAAACCUUAGUGGUGAAAACCUUAGCACUCAUUAUGAUUUAAUCGCCAAUAUUUGUCAUGAAGGUAAGCCGGGUAAAGGUAAAGGCAUUUACAAAGUGCAUGUUCAACAUCGCGGCAAAGAUCAAUGGUACCAAAUUCAAGACUUGAUCGUUGAAGAAAUCAACGCACAAAUGAUUUUCUUAUCAGAAAGUUAUAUUCAG
Molecule: messenger RNA, 1377 nt
Organism: Cetraspora pellucida
Lineage: Eukaryota; Fungi; Glomeromycota; Glomeromycetes; Diversisporales; Gigasporaceae
Source: the annotation of a GenBank genome assembly